AUGAUUCGUGAACGUUUGAUGCUAGUCCCUAAAGAAGAGUUUUUAGCCGUAGAUGAACAAAUUAUCCCUACCAAAUGCCGUCACGAAUUAAAACAGUAUAACCCUGCUAAACCUCACAAAUGGGGUUACAAAAACCAAGUCCUGAGUGGCGUUAGCGGUUUUAGCUAUGAUUUUGAUAUAUUUGCUGGGGACCAAAGUAAUUCCUACCCUUCAGAUGCGCCAGAUCUUGGCGUAAGUUCAAAUAUUGUCACACGAUUGACAUCUACAGUUCCACAACAUCAAAAUUACAAAAUUUGUUUCGACAACUGGUUCAAUAGCCCAAAUCUUCAAGUAUAUCUUUACAAAAAAGGUCUACUUCCGUUGGGAACCGUGCGACUCAAUCGUGUUCCAAACUCCAACAUGUCUUCUGAAAAGGAACUAAAAAAGCGAGGACGCGGUAGCAUGGCAGAAAAAGUAGCAGUCAUAGAUAAAGUGAAGUUGAGCUUAGUUUCUUGGUUCGAUAACAAGAAUGUGAAUCUUCUUUCAGCCUACGUUGGAAGUGAACCCACAACAACAAAGCGGCGUUACGUUCGCCAAGAUAAAGAAUAUGUUUACAUACCUUCACCCCAAGCUGUAGAUGUUUAUAACCGGCAUAUGGGAGGAGUGGAUUAA
This is a messenger RNA of Danaus chrysippus (African queen), 651 nucleotides long. The record is from the annotation of a GenBank genome assembly. Lineage: Eukaryota; Metazoa; Arthropoda; Insecta; Lepidoptera; Nymphalidae.